Molecule: messenger RNA, 2140 nt
Organism: Lentinula edodes (shiitake mushroom)
Lineage: Eukaryota; Fungi; Basidiomycota; Agaricomycetes; Agaricales; Omphalotaceae
Exons: 7
Coding region: 50-1912 (620 amino acids)
Biological process (GO): protein K63-linked deubiquitination
Cellular component (GO): endosome; membrane
Molecular function (GO): protein binding; K63-linked deubiquitinase activity; metal-dependent deubiquitinase activity
Source: RefSeq, a predicted model, not a curated record
GCGGAUAUUAUAUUUGAAUCUAAACGUUCACCCCGUCAAUAAUAUCCAAAUGGCCUCGAAUCAGCUCCCUCAGCAUGACCAUCGGAGGCCAGCAAUGAUAUCAGAACUUGCAGCUCGCGCAUCGCAAAACGAUUGGAACGAGAAUGGCGCCUUCAAAUACUUCCUUCGCUUAGCAGAAAGGUACAGGAAGGAAGCUAAGGAGGCAGUGGCCAGAAACGACUUGGAAGAAGCUUUCGUGGCUUUUGCUCGGAGUGCUACUAUUGUGCUCGAGAUACUCCCGGUUCAUCGUGACUAUCUCACAUCCUUGAGCAAUGCGCAAAGGAAUAACUUGACUUUGAAUGGUCAAGAACUCCUUGAAAAUCUAGGACAUUUGAAGCGCAUCCUACUCGAGAGAUUUGAUGAUUGGCAAGCUCAACAUCCAGAUAGAGGCGAUACUCCUCCACCAACACUUGCACAGUUACAACAGGAACAGCAAAUGGAACAUGACAGAACUGUAGCGGAGGAGGCUAGGAGAUCGCAGCAAGAGGCAGAUCUUGUCCGCCGCGGACAGGUGGAGCAGCCUCGACACCCACCGCCUCCUCCCGAUCACGCUACGAAUUCGGCGGUUCCUUUCGCUCAAUCUGCACAGGGAAUAUCAUCUAUGGAAUUAAGUCAGCGAAAUCAACGACAGCAAGAGGAAAUGCAAUCUCGCAGUCAAGAAUUGAUGAGGCGCAAGCAGGAGGAGAAGCUGCGGACGCAUGCCUCAUCUCCUUCCAUUUCAUCUACCACAGGUACCUCCUCUGGCUCAUCCAUGACUAUGCCUACUCCGUCCAUUGCCGCAACUUCGUCUGCUCCUUCUCUUUCCUCUUCUGCAACUAUGUACCAUGCCGCAUCUAAGCAAUCAGCCGUGUCAUUUCAACCUCCGCCUGUGUCACACCCAAACAUGUAUAGGUCUAUAUCACAACAGGCACCAACUAUACUUCCACUUGAAAACCCCUCACGGUUUGAGGAUGACUCUACAGACUCGGAGCAGGAUAGUCGGACGGCAACUCAGCGCUACGCCACACCGACAAAAUCAACGCGCGGCUCAUAUCCACCACCUCUGACUACAAUGUCACCUCCGCCUCCAGAUCGAAUAGAAUACCCCAAAUUGAUGAAUGUCCACCAAAAGACACAAGGAUACAGACCUUCACAAGAUUCCAUGUUCACCCAGACCUGGAAUCGGGAUCAUUAUAGCUUAUCGGAUGCUUAUUCACAUCCACAACGCGAAAACUAUCAUCCCCUUCCUCGCCCCCCCUCUCAACCUCCAUAUACAGGUCCAAAUCAAUCUGCACCAGCACCACCUAUCCCAACAGAGACUAAACCGUCAUUGACUCCUUCGGGUGCCUCAGAAACUUCCAAUGGUCUCAAGAUCGUCCACCUUCCCAGAGAUUGCCUCAAUCGUUUCUUAACUAUUGCCAAGGUGAACACUGCACGCGACAGAGAAACGUGCGGGCUCCUGUUAGGCAAGGAUCGCGGAAGCAAGUUCGUCGUUACGACGCUCCUGAUUCCUAAGCAACACUCGACUAGCGAUACAUGUACUAUGGACGAGGAGGAGCUAAUACUGCAAGUCACAGAAGAAAGAGGGUUAAUCACGCUAGGAUGGAUUCAUACACAUCCCUCUCAGUCAUGUUUUAUGUCCUCUGUAGAUCUGCACACGCACUCUGCAUUCCAGCGUAUGCUGCCUGAAUCCUUCGCUGUCGUUUGUGCUCCAUCAUCGGUUCCAAACUUUGGAAUAUUCCGCCUGACAGAUCCUCCGGGGCUGGGUCUCAUCCUUGCGUGUAACGCCAAAGAGGCGUUCCAUCCGCAUCCUGAUGCGCCGAUAUAUACUGAUGCAGAGAGAGGACAUGUUCAAAUGAAGGAUAUCAGUCUAGAAAUUGUGGAUUUGCGGUAGUCAGCUGUGUGAAUUUGUUAAUCUUGCGCCUCACAUCUUCAAUCUGGCGUACCGUUCAACAUGUUUGUGAUCUCAACUAUCUCCUCCCUAUUUGCAUUGGUUUCGUCAAUCUGAAUCGGUAUGCUGCAUAUAAAUUGUAUUUAUUAUCUGCUGUUGUAUAUCCUCCAUCAAGUAUCAGCCGUAUGUAGCUUUAUCGCAUCGUAAAUGGUCUUCCGCGACAGUACUGAG